Messenger RNA from Cajanus cajan (pigeon pea), 1105 nucleotides. Lineage: Eukaryota; Viridiplantae; Streptophyta; Magnoliopsida; Fabales; Fabaceae. The record is from RefSeq and is a predicted model, not a curated record.
GUUAUGGCACAAAUUUCUUCCAUAUUUCCUGUUUUAAGGAAAACACGUUUCCUUGAUUUUAGGCCAUGAUUCCAUGCAUGGUUUCCUUUUUUUUGCUCCUUGUUUUGUUCCAGGUUUCCUUAUUCUGGGUGCAUACGCUUCUUCUCAAUGCCUAUAUAAGGCAUCAAGCAUUUGGAGCAAAUUGCAAUUGAUUCAGCAAUCUACACACUUGAGAAAAAUCAUACAUAGAGAGGAAAGAUUCAAGAGAGUAUUUUUAGUCUAUAUUUGAGAGAUUAUCUUUGUUCUCAUGAUAUUAGAGAACUUCUUGUACUCUCCUAUUUCUACAUAGUGGAAUUAUCUUGCUCUUGAUCGCCCGUGGUUUUUUCUCCGUCUUUGGAGUUUCCACGUAAACUUGGUGUGUAUUUAUUUUUCUUGUCUCUCUACUUACUUCUCUCUAUCUCUAAUUAACUUGAUCCAGUGCUUCCGCAUUCCGCUCAUUCUUUCUGAUACCCAACAUGAUGCAUUUUACUAUCCCUUGUGAUUGAAAGAAAUCAAGCUAUCGAUAGAAGUCUUUGUACAUAAAUUGGUAUUCAUAUCAAGUUUUCAAAUUAGAUGUAGUUGAAGGGGAAGGACCAGAAACACAUGAUGGAGAUUUGGUUGAAUUCAAUUAUGUAUGCAGGCGUGCAAAUGGAUACUUUGUUUUCAGUGGACCAAUUCAGUGGAGAAAGUAAACCUGUUAUACUUCCUUUGGAUGAGAACCAGAUGAUAGCGGGCUUAAAGGAGGUCCUGACUGGCAUGAGAGUUGGUGGAAAGAGAAGAGCACUGAUUCCACCUUCAUCAGGAUAUGUAAAUGAGAACUUGAAACCUAUACCUGAAGAGUUUGGCCCUCGUCGCAGCCUUUUUUCUCAUGCACAGGAGCCUUUGGUUUUCGAAGUUCAACUCUUGAAAAUUUUGAGCCCUCCUCUACCACCUGCAUUUAACUAAUUCUUUUUUUUAAUCUAUUGUGUGUCACCAUGCAUUUCAUUAUAAAGCUUUGUAGUCUUGAUCUAUUUAGAACCACUCAAGAUUUGAUUUUAAAAUUUAAAAUAAGUCUAACAAUUACAUGAAAGAUGACUUUGAUUCAGCA